GCCAGAUGCCUAGAUCCCGACCAAAGCCUAUUAUACCAGAGCGAGCGGAGGAACGGGGAGAGGGAGAGAGGGAGAGAGCAGUGCGAACAAUCGAGAGCGAGGGAAACGACGAAGGCUCCGAGGCGGCGUCGUUCUCCGUCUCGCUUCUCAUCCCCACACAAUCGGUGAGGCGGCGGAGGUGGUUGGUCGUUCUGAGAUCGGAGGUCGGAGAGCGCGAUUUCUCGAUGGAUCUGCUCCCCUCGGAGGCGCCCUCAUCGGUGGGGAUGCGUCGGCAAGGGUUCCGCUCGUUGAAACUGGUCAGCCUCACCAUGGACGAGCCACUCGCUGAGAAGCCCGUCGGCGUGGACUACGGCGUCCUCGACAACGGCCUCACCUACUACGUGCGCUGCAACCACAAGCCCCGAAUGCGCGCCGCUCUCGCUCUAGCGGUCAAGGUCGGCUCAGUUCUUGAAAAUGAGGAUGAACGCGGUGUGGCUCACAUUGUUGAACACCUCGCUUUCAGUGCAACCAAAAAAUAUAGCAAUCAUGAUAUUAUUAAGUUCCUAGAAAGCAUCGGUGCUGAAUUUGGUGCUUGUCAGAAUGCUUUGACCUCUUCAGAUGAAACCAUAUAUGAAUUGCUUGUUCCGGUUGAUAAACCUGAACUUCUGUCGCAUGCCAUAUCAGUUUUAGCAGAAUUCAGUUCAGAGGUUCGAGUUUCUGCUGAGGAUCUAGAAAAAGAACGUGGUGCUGUUCUGGAAGAAUAUAGAGGAGGGCGUAAUGCAACGGGCAGGAUGCAAGAUGCACAUUGGAUUCUAAUGUUUGAAGGCUCAAAGUAUGCGAAGCGUCUUCCAAUUGGAUUGGAAAAAGUUAUUCGGACAGUUACUCCUGAAAUUGUUAAGCAAUUUUACCAAAAAUGGUACCACUUGAGCAAUAUGGCUGUGGUUGCUGUGGGUGAUUUUCCUGAUUCCCAGAGUGUUGUUGAGUUGAUAAAGUUUCACUUUGGGCAAAAGCUAUGUGGCAGUGUUCCUCCCCCAGAUAUACCAAAUUUCCCCGUUCCAUCACAUAACGAACCUCGUUAUUCUUGCCUUGUAGAGUCUGAAGCUGCUGGAUCUGCGGUGAUGGUCAGUUGUAAGAUGCCUGUGGAUGAGAUGCAGACUGUCAAGGAUUACAGGGAUUCACUUGCAGAGGCCAUGUUCCAUUGUGCUUUAAACCAGAGAUUUUUUAAAAUAUCCCGCAGAAAAGAUCCACCAUAUUUUUCUUGCUCUUCUGCCGCAGAUGCUCUUGUUCGCCCUGUAAAGGCUUACAUUAUGACCUCAAGUUGCAGAGAAAGAGGGACAGUUGCGGCACUUGAGGCAAUGCUAAUUGAGGUUGCUAGGGUACGCCUUCAUGGUUUUUCUGAACGUGAAAUAUCCAUCGUACGUGCUCUGAUGAUGUCUGAAAUUGAAUCUGCAUACUUAGAGCGAGAUCAAAUGCAGUCAACAAGUCUGCGAGAUGAGUAUUUGCAACAUUUUUUUCGCAAGGAGCCUGUUGUUGGUGUUGAAUAUGAAGCACAACUACAGAAGACUCUUUUGCCUCACAUCUCUACGGCUGAGGUAUCAGAAUUUGCUGCAAACUUCUGUACAACUUGCAGCUGUGUCAUCAAAAUUGUUGAGCCUCGAGUUGGUGCUACAUUAGAUGACCUUAGGGCUGUUGUACUGAAAGUCAACACUCUGGAGGAGGAAAGAAGAAUACCUCCAUGGGACGAUGAACAUAUUCCGGAAGAAAUUGUUGCAGAGAAACCAAAUCCAGGGAGCAUCAUAAAUCAGAAAGAGUUCUCAAGUAUUGGUGUCACUGAAUUGCUUUUAUCUAAUGGAAUGAAGGUCUGCUAUAAAUAUACUGACUUUCUCGAUGAUCAGGUUAUUUUCACUGGUUUUUCAUAUGGUGGAUUAUCUGAAUUGCCAGAAGAUGAGUAUAUUUCUUGUUCAAUGGGAUCCACUAUUUCUGGGGAAAUUGGUAUUUUUGGUUAUAAGCCUUCUGUGCUAAUGGAUAUGCUUGCUGGUAAGCGAGCUGAAGUCAGCACAAAGGUUGGAGCUUAUAUGAGAACUUUUUCUGGUGAUUGUUCACCUACUGAUUUAGAAACUGCAUUGCAGCUUGUUUAUCAGUUGUUCACUAGAAAAGUUGUUCCAGGGGAAGAAGAAGUUAAAAUAGUAAUGCAAAUGACAGAAGAAGCAAUUCGAGCCCAAGAAAGGGACCCAUACACUGCAUUUACCAAUCGCCUACGAGAAAUCAAUUAUGGGAAUUCUUACUUUUUCCGUCCAAUUCGAAUAAGUGAACUAAAGAAGGUGAACCCCAUCAGAGCAUGUGAAUAUUUCAAUGACUGCUUUAAGGAUCCAUCCACUUUUACUGUUGUUAUUGUUGGAAAAUUUGAUCCAACAAUCUCCAUUCCUUUAGUGUUGCAAUAUUUGGGUGGAGUACCAAGGCCUUCUGAGCCAGUUCUAAAAUUCAAUCGUGAUGAUCUUAAAGGCUUGCCUUUUAAGUUCCCAGCUAAAAUCGUUAGAGAGGUAGUCCACAGUCCUAUGGUGGAGGCUCAGUGCUUCGUCCAGUUGGCCUUCCCAGUGGUGCUAAAAAGUAUAUCAAUGAUGGAAGAGAUUCACUGUGUUGGAUUUCUGAGUAAACUCUUAGAGACAAAGAUUAUGCAAGUUCUUCGGUUCAAGCAUGGGCAGAUAUACUCUGUGAAUGUUACAGUCUUUUUGGGUGGUAAUAAACCUUCGAGGACUGGAGAUGUCCGAGGUGAUAUCAGUGUAUAUUUCUCAUGUGAUCCAGACAUCUCAUCCAAGCUUGUUGAUCUUGCACUGGAGGAGAUAUUAUAUCUACAGAAUCAGGGUCCAUCUGAACAGGACAUAUCAACUGUUCUAGAAAUUGAACAACGAGCACAUGAAAAUGGUUUGCAGGAAAAUUAUUAUUGGUUAGACAGAAUACUCCGUAGUUAUCAGUCAAGGGCAUAUUUGGGAGAUGUAUGCGAGUCAUUCGAGAUUCAAGAUGAAGGGCGCACUAAAGUUAGGAAAACUCUGACACCUUCAACCAUGAAAUGGGCACUACAAAAAAUCUUGCCUUUUCCAUCCAAAAAACAAUACACGGUAGUUAUUCUUAUGCCGCAGAUAUCCCGCCUGAAAGUUUUGAAGUCCUUGCUCCUAUUGAGCUCCAAUGGGUUUGGCAGAGAUGUAAAGAUUUUGGCCGGGGCUGCAGGUGCAUUGGUUUUGGCCAUAAGUCUUUGGAGAUAUUCACGGACUGCUUUAAAAUCCUGAAACUUGCUUCCAGACUGCACUGGUCAGUACCAAAUUUAUAAAGAUGGAAAACUGCAGGUUUGUCGAUUCCAGCUGAUCUGUUUAACACUUAGUAUGGGCAAAACGAGGGGUUUUGAAUCCAUACUACUACUUGUAGGUGCUGUCGUCCUCUCCUGUAUGAGCAUGUCAAAGUUUAUUGUUUCAUUUUUUUUUUCUUUUGUCUGCAUAUUUGAAGGUUUGAAAGGUCUAAAAUACAUCAAUACGCCAUCAAUACUCUUGUACACUUAUCCCUCUUUUACUUUUUUUUUUUUAUCGAUUACAGAAUGAAAAAUAGAAAACUUGCAGUUUGAUAACAACUUCAUAUCUAUGUUUUAAGCUAGAGCUGCCUAACUUGGAUUUAUAUAAA
Messenger RNA from Zingiber officinale, 3648 nucleotides. Its product is annotated as zinc protease PQQL-like. Bases 6 to 3263 code for a protein of 1085 amino acids. Gene Ontology annotation, biological process: proteolysis. The record is from RefSeq and is a predicted model, not a curated record. Lineage: Eukaryota; Viridiplantae; Streptophyta; Magnoliopsida; Zingiberales; Zingiberaceae. The transcript is spliced from 21 exons. Gene Ontology annotation, molecular function: metalloendopeptidase activity; metal ion binding.